GCAGAUGUUGCUGCUCUAAAGUGUUACCUCUGUAAUGAAGUGGGUAACGAUGCUUGUUCAAAGAGUAAACUGGACAGCAAUCAAACUAAAUACUCGAUGGACUGUGGUGAUCUCUCCGACCGCUGUAUUAGGCUGAUUAGGUAGGAAAACGAGGUAUUUGACAUCAAGGAGUAAGUGCAGCCUGCGCCACUCAAAGUCUCUGUGAUUCUUUGAAAGCUGCUUACGACAAACUCGACACCUGCAACGACGUGGCCUGCUGUGACACUGACUACUGCAACGCAGGCUCAGCUGUUUUCUUAAGCGUGUUCUCGAUGGCUGUUUGCUGUGUUGUAGGCCUGGUGCUAGUAAUGUAA
Messenger RNA from Porites evermanni, 353 nucleotides. The record is from the annotation of a GenBank genome assembly. NCBI's taxonomy places the organism in Eukaryota, Metazoa, Cnidaria, Anthozoa, Scleractinia, Poritidae.